UAUCAUUAAUUAGAAGAAUUGUUUGGAUUACGUCUUAAUUUUACAUCAGUUUGAAGAAUAUAAUUAGUUAAAAAUCAUUUGUCGCCAUCACUACCAUAAAAAAAUAAUCAAAUUAAUGAUUUUUAAAUAAAUAAUCUGUGUAUAUGAAAUAAUAUUCAAAUUUCAAUAUGAAAAAAUAUUAAAAGAGAAAGUAAACAGCAGUGAAAAAACAAGAAACACAAAAAAUCUAAAAAAAAAUUGGUUAAGAACAUUUAUAUUUAUUGAAUAGGUCAAGGCAUUCAUCAAAUUAUAAUAUUAAUAUUGAAAGUAAAUGCAUGCAACCCAUGCAAUCCACGCUUUAUAUCUCUUUGUUCAAACAUUAAACAAAAUUUGAAUUCUAUUUAUGACAAAGUUUUUAAGGAUUACAAUUCCAUUUAAAAAUAUAUUAGAAUGAGGCAUGGUACACAAAGCCGACUCAAUUUAAUUGAAUCUGACGAAUCGGAAAAUGAAACCAACAAUGAUGAUAAUUUAAGAGAAGGAGCUGUAAAUAAUACAGCUAUAGUUAAUGUAGAAGUUCAUGAAACAAAUAGUCCAAUUGCACAUAAUAACAAAGAAAAUGACAUUAGAAAUAGAGCAAAUAGCAACGAAGGAAGAAAUGAUGAAAACAUAAUUGAUGAUACAUCAUCAUAUCAAGAUGAUGAAGAUAAAGAAAGUGUUGGAAUUAUUGUUCAACCAUUAAGUUCUAAUGAAAUCAUUCAUAAUAUACCACCAGAUAGAUUUAAUUAUAAUUAUUUAGUGUUUUAUCUAUUAGGAAUAGCUACAAUGUGCCCAUGGAACUUUUUUGUAACAGCGGAGGAUUAUUGGAUGUACAAAUUCCGAAAUGUUACUGAUAACACAACUGAUGUACUUACACCAUGGCAAAAAAGUUUUGAAUCCGAUAUCACAGUUACAGCUUCCAUGUCGGGUACAUUAUUUCUUAUCUUGAAUACAAUUUAUGGAUAUUUAUUUUCGAUAAAAUUAAAAAUGAUUGGAUGUUUAACAAUAAUAUUGGCAUUUUUUGUGAUAACAACAGCAUUUAUCGAAGUUAAUACUGAUAAUUGGCAAGCUGGUUUUUUUGCUUUAACAAUUGGAACUGUAAUUAAUAUUAAUAUAUUUUCCGCAAUAUUUUCCGGUGCACUAUUCGGGAUUGCCGGUUUAUUUCCGUCAGAAUAUAUGACCGCUGUAGUGAGUGGUCAAGCAUUAGGUGGUAUCCUAACUGCUUUGGCUUUUAUUGUAACAUUAGCAUUUGGAGCAUCAAUUAAAACAACAGCAUUCGCAUAUUUCGUUCUUGGAAAUAUUAUAAUACUUUUAUCCAUUAUAUUUUAUAUUAUUAUGUCAAGAACACAAUUCUUUAAUUAUUAUUUGUAUGAGAAAUCUGAACCACUAAUACCAUAUGAUCCAAAUGAUUCCAAUAAUGCUGUAUUAAUUCCAAAUAUAAAACAAGUUUUUCACAAGAUAUACAUAUAUGCAUUAAUAAUAUUCUUGGUAUUUUCAACAUCAUUAUGCGUUUAUCCAUCAGUUACAGUAUUGGUUAGAUCACAGUAUCAUGGAAAUGGGAAAGCAUGGAAUAAUCUUUACUUCAUGCCUGUUAUAAACUAUUUAUUAUUCAAUUCCGGUGAUUAUUUAGGUAGGAUAUUAGCUGGUUUGUACGAAAAGCCUGAAAAUCCACACACAACUUUGAUGUGGGCGAUAUUACGAAUGGGAUGUGUUCCUGCAUUUUUAUUAUGUAACGUAGAUCACGUUUACAUGCCAACGCUUAUACAUUCGGAUGCAACAUUUAUAAUGUUAAUGGCAGUUUUUUCUGUUUCCAAUGGAUUUUUAGCUAAUAAUGUAUUAACGAAAGUGCCAAAAAUUGUAAUGCAACAUGAAAAAGAAGUAGCAUCAUCUAUUAUGGUAACUUCUUUAAGUACGGGUUUAGCUGUUGGAUCAGCUGCCAGUUUAUUUUUAGUACAAGUCUUAUAAUUAAUAAAAAGAAUAAAAGCAUUAAAAAAAAUUUUAAUUUAUACCUCGAAAAAUUUUCGAUAGUAAAAUAUUAAAUAUUUUCUUGUUUUUAAUCUAUAAAUAAGACAAUUUAAUGAAAAUAUCUAAAAUGUAAAUAUAAAUAUAUAAAUGAUUAUGUUUUAUGAAACUCGAGUUAAUCAACUUUAUAUUUAAGAAUGUACGUAUUUUUCGAUUAAAUUAAUUAUACUUUAAAUAUAAUUUAGUAACAAAAGAAAUUUUA
Messenger RNA from Condylostylus longicornis, 2239 nucleotides. It is a transcript of the gene Ent1, whose product is annotated as equilibrative nucleoside transporter 3. Gene Ontology annotation, cellular component: plasma membrane. Gene Ontology annotation, biological process: nucleoside transmembrane transport. The record is from RefSeq and is a predicted model, not a curated record. The coding region runs from base 430 to 1980 and encodes 516 amino acids. NCBI's taxonomy places the organism in Eukaryota, Metazoa, Arthropoda, Insecta, Diptera, Dolichopodidae. The transcript has 6 exons. Gene Ontology annotation, molecular function: nucleoside transmembrane transporter activity.